AUGAAUUGGAAGGAGAUGCUCAAGUUUGUGCUCUGCGCCUUCACGUGUGUCCAGUCUGCUGCUGCUGUGUCUGCUUCAGGUUGCAAAGGAGACAAAUGCAGCACUCAAGGCACCUUCCCUACAAUGCCCGCUCCUCCUUCCUCCUCUGUUACCUCUUCUCCUUCACUUCCAGUAACUUCAUCUCUUUCCUCCUCCAUUUCCUCUCCUCCUUCAAGCUCUGCUUCGUCCUCUUCUCCCUCUUUGGCAAAAUCCUCACAGACCUCCCAGGACUUCCUGGGUCAGUUUACCCAGGUGAGGUCACCAAAUAACGGGGACCGUAAACACCGUGACGCCAGCGCCGUCCUGCCCUUCAUCGGCCUAACCAGCAGUGCUGAUCAGAGUCGAAGCUGCUGUAAGAAUGGAGGAACCUGCAUCUUGGGCAGCUUCUGUGCCUGUCCUCCAUAUUUCACCGGGAGAACCUGCGAGUACGACCAAAGAAUCAGGACUUGUGGUUUGAUUCCUCAUGGCGAGUGGGUUCAGAAAGGCUGCUCCUACUGCCGCUGUGGUUAUGGCAUGCUGCACUGCUUCGCCAACGUCUUCCAUAAAGACUGUGAUGAUUCUGAUGAGGUGCGCUGGUAUCGUUCAUCGGCUGUCAGGAUGAUUCCCACUGGCUUCUUCUUCUUCUAUCUGAUCCUGCUUCCUUCUUUGUAUUUCUUCAUCUGA
Messenger RNA from Pelmatolapia mariae (spotted tilapia), 702 nucleotides. RefSeq names its product teratocarcinoma-derived growth factor 1 (gene tdgf1). Lineage: Eukaryota; Metazoa; Chordata; Actinopteri; Cichliformes; Cichlidae. Gene Ontology annotation, molecular function: activin receptor binding; nodal binding. Gene Ontology annotation, biological process: anterior/posterior pattern specification; determination of left/right symmetry; blood vessel development. Gene Ontology annotation, cellular component: cell surface; extracellular region. The transcript is spliced from 6 exons. The record is from RefSeq and is a predicted model, not a curated record. Bases 1 to 702 code for a protein of 233 amino acids.